AUGGCCGAGCUACCUGUUCAACGAGCGGAUGCUCUCCUCGCGGUGCAGAAGUUCCUGAAAGAAAUUUCUCUCACUGAGCUGACCUCAUCCAAAGUCCGCCAUCAUCUCGCUGCCGAGUUUGGAAAAGAUUUUACCGAAUGUUCGACGGCCGUGGAUGAGCUGAUCCGUGAAUCCAUCACGCAGAUGCAAAACUCAUCGUCGUCGUCCAAAACAAGCCCCGUCGCUACCAUAAAUCAGGAGAAGAAGCAGCCGCCGAGUGCGCCCGAAGAGUCCAGCGACGACGGAGUCGACGACCUCCUGCCACGCGCCAAAUUGCGCCGCUCGGCAUCUGGCAACGCUUCCACGAGUCACAAGAAAAAGGGCGCUCGCACCCGCAGCAGGGGCACUUCGCGCUUUAGCGCUGUGUGUGCAAUCUCGGAGGAUUUGCAAGAAAUCACUCAAAAGCCGUUCAUGCGCCGCUGUGAUGUUGUGAAAAGCAUGUGGAAAUAUAUCACCGACAACAAUUUGAAGAACCCAAAGAACAAGAAGAUGGUGCUCUGUGAUGACAAGCUGAGGAAGGUCUUCAAAAAGAACUCCUUCCUCGGCUUCGGCAUGAUGAAGCAUCUCGCUGCCCACAUCUUCAAGCCGGAGGACCUAGGUCCCGAGUUUGUGGCCCAAGCCGAACAAGUGCAAAAGGAAAUCGUAGAGGAGUUGAACCGAAAACAAAUCGCUUCUGACAACGACAUGCUUUCCGAAAACGACUCUGACGAGGGCGAUGGCAAGCCUGCUCAGAAGAAAUCGAAGUCGGGGAUUCAUUCCUCGCAAGACAAGCAACAUGACGAGGUGAAAUUCGACCCAGCGCGCGUGAAGCCAGAGCCGAUCUCUUCGCAAGAUGGCUCUAUCCACUCUGAGAAGGACAGGGCCAAAACCGACACCGAUGGCCAAAACUGGGAAGUCGACCUUGACAAGGUGAAGCUCGAGCCUCUUUCGUCGCAAGACUCUGAGACUUCGGCUCAAAAGAAGAAAAAUGCCGACGUCGCGAGCGACUUUGAUUUGAAGAAGGUCAAGGUCGAGCCCAUCUCUUCCCAGAACAAUUCCUUCGGCGCUGAGGAUCCUGAACGCCGCGGGGGCAGGAGGGUGCUGAGCGCUAAGACUUCUCGCGAAGACGAGGCCGCAGAAUCUGAGGGCUGCUCGGCAUCCGAAUCUGAA
Molecule: messenger RNA, 1188 nt
Organism: Mesorhabditis spiculigera
Lineage: Eukaryota; Metazoa; Nematoda; Chromadorea; Rhabditida; Rhabditidae
Source: the annotation of a GenBank genome assembly